CCCCGCUGUCUCACACGCUUGUAACAAAAUCCCCCGCAAAUAUCGAAGGAGAUAAUGUCGCUCUCCGUGCAGCUCGAGACGCCACACUCUGGCAAAUAUGAGCAGCCUAUCGGCCUUUUCAUCAACGGCGAGUUUGUACCCAGCUCCAAAGGGCGAAAAUUCGAAACAAUCAAUCCGACAACCGAAGAAGUGAUCACUUCUGUCUAUGAAGGUGACGAGGAAGACAUCGACAAAGCAGUCGCGGCAGCGCGCAAAGCUUUCGAAGGACCAUGGAAGAAAGUCACACCAGAAGAUCGUGGCAAGCUUUUGAAUCGUCUUGCCCAGCUUUUCGAUGAGAAUAACGAUUUGCUCGCCUCGAUCGAAGCUCUUGACAAUGGCAAGUCUAUCACCAUGGCCAAAGUGGACAUCAAUCUAUGCUCGGGCUGUCUUCGAUACUAUGGAGGCUGGGCGGACAAGAUUGAAGGCAAGGUGGUGGACGUUGCUCCCGACACCUUCAAUUAUAUAAGGAAGGAGGCGAUUGGUGUUUGUGGGCAGAUCAUUCCAUGGAAUUUCCCAUUGCUCAUGUGGUCAUGGAAGGUCGGUCCAGCAAUUGCGGCGGGCAACACCGUUGUGAUCAAAACCGCAGAGCAAACGCCACUGAGCGCUCUGGUGGCUGCAAGGCUGGUAUCGGAGGCUGGAUUCCCGCCUGGUGUUAUCAAUAUCGUGUCGGGCUUUGGCAAGACUGCUGGAGCCGCGCUUGCAUCCCACAUGGAUGUCGAUAAGAUUGCCUUUACCGGGUCGACUGUCGUAGGAAGAACCAUUCUCAAGGCUGCAGCCAGCUCGAACCUGAAGAAGGUCACUUUGGAGCUUGGUGGAAAGUCGCCAAACAUCGUGUUUAACGAUGCGAACAUUGACAACGCGAUCUCGUGGGUCAACUUUGGCAUCUUCUACAACCAUGGCCAGUGUUGCGUUGCAGGAUCGCGCAUUUAUGUUCAAGAAGGCAUCUACGACGAGUUUGUCAAGCGGUUUGCAGAGCGAGCACGGGCGAACAAGGUCGGAGAUCCAUUCGCCAAAGACACAUUCCAAGGGCCACAGGUCUCCAAGGUCCAAUUCGAUCGUGUGAUGAGCUACAUCAACUCCGGCAAGUCCGCAGGUGCCAAAGUCGAGACUGGUGGGACUCGCAAAGGCGAUAAAGGAUACUUUAUCGAGCCAACAAUCUUUUCCAAUGUCACAGAGGAUAUGCAAAUCCAGCAGGAAGAAAUCUUCGGACCUGUAUGCUCGAUUGCCAAAUUCAAGACCAAAGAAGACGCGAUUCGCGUAGGAAACAACACAAACUAUGGCCUUGCUGCCGCUGUGCACACGCAAAACCUGAACACUGCAAUUGAGGUGUCCAAUGCUCUCAAGGCAGGUACCGUCUGGGUGAAUACGUACAACGCAAUUCACCAUCAGAUGCCUUUUGGAGGCUAUAAGGAAUCAGGAAUUGGUCGCGAGCUUGGUGAGGCUGCCUUGGACAACUACGUUCAGCAGAAAUCAGUCCACAUCAGGCUUGGCGAUGCGUUGUUUGGCUAGCUGUCAUCAAGUCCGGCUGGAGACUUGCUGGGAGAUUCUUGCAGAAUGGCGCAAAUGAAUGUACUUAAUCGUGGGCGUGGAAUCAUGGACGGUCACCGCCUGGUUGCUCUGGUGGCGUCCCUGAUUCGGCAAAAGUCCUGUUCCUGCGUAGAGUUCGCCUCGGUCCAACGCAAUGCCCACGGAAAGACGAGGAAUUUCGUCAGCUCUAAUGGAUCCGAAGCUUGCCACAUCUUCCCUGCGACCUGAUUACACGAUUCCGUACAUGUGGCGGUGUAGUACUCUUAGUGCUGAUGCUUCGAUCCCAGCUAGCACAACGUGACGAGUAUCGGUA
Molecule: messenger RNA, 1879 nt
Organism: Cercospora beticola
Lineage: Eukaryota; Fungi; Ascomycota; Dothideomycetes; Mycosphaerellales; Mycosphaerellaceae
Product: aldehyde dehydrogenase family protein
Molecular function (GO): aldehyde dehydrogenase (NAD+) activity
Source: RefSeq, a predicted model, not a curated record